Messenger RNA from Pichia kudriavzevii, 2418 nucleotides. RefSeq lists its product as uncharacterized. The record is from RefSeq and is a predicted model, not a curated record. Gene Ontology annotation, biological process: glutaminyl-tRNA aminoacylation; translation. Gene Ontology annotation, cellular component: cytosol; cytoplasm. The transcript has a single exon. Gene Ontology annotation, molecular function: glutamine-tRNA ligase activity; ATP binding. Lineage: Eukaryota; Fungi; Ascomycota; Pichiomycetes; Pichiales; Pichiaceae. The coding region runs from base 1 to 2418 and encodes 805 amino acids.
AUGUCUUCAAUGUCAGAGGAACAACUUUGUCAGCUCUUCUCCCAAGUGGGGUUUGAAGACAAGAAAAUCAAGGAAAUAAUCAAGAACAACAAGGUUUCCACAUCGCUAGCACUAGUUAUUCAAGCUUCAGAUGCGUUGGAUUCUGCACCUCUAGACAAAUCAGAGACGGCACUAUUGCACCAUUUAGCAACACUCUUAAAAGGUAAAGAAGUUGAAGGUAUUGACCAUGUAUCCAAGGGAAUUCAUUCUAAGAAACUAACCUCCAACUUACAAGUCAGCGAAGCUUUGAAGUAUGUUGAAUCACAUCCUAAUAACUUCAACAAUGAAGAGUUUGAGAAAGCUUCUGGUGUUGGAAUUCAGGUAACUGAGGAUGAAGUUAAAAAGAUUAUAACUGACUAUUUGAACACUAUCAAGGAUGAAAUUGAGAACAAUAGAUACAAAAUGGUUCCUGCGCUACUUGCCAAUGUUAGACAGCUACCUCAAUUAAAGUGGGCAUCACCAGCAUUAUUCAAACCGAUUAUUGAUGCGCAGAUUUUAGCAAUGAUUGGGCCAAAGGACGAAAGAGACGUUGUUAAAAAGGAAAAGAAGAAGAAGCCUGUAAAAGAUUCGAGAGUGGAUGACAAGAAGAAGAACGUUGUUGAGAAAGCAAGAAAUAUGUUUACCGAAGGUUUCUUGGGUGACUUACACAAACCUGGAGAAGAGCCGCAGAAGUGGGAUGAUACCAUUCAAGCACAUCGUGAGUUUAUCAAAGGUAAAGUAUACACCAGAUUCCCGCCCGAGCCAAAUGGAUUUUUACAUAUCGGACACUCAAAGGCAAUUAUGGUCAACUUUGGUUAUGCCAAAUACCAUGAUGGCAAAUGCUAUCUGAGAUAUGAUGACACCAAUCCAGAAGCCGAGGAACAAGUUUACUUUGACUCUAUUCUCAGAUGUGUCAAAUGGUUAGGUUUUGAACCAUGGAAGAUUACUUAUUCAUCUGAUUACUUUGAUCAGUUGUACGAGCUAGCUGAAAAAUUAAUCAAGUCAGGUUAUGCAUACGUUGAUCAUUCCACCGCAGAGGAGGUCAAAGCACAGAGAGGUGUGAAGCCAGAUGGCACUCCUGGUGGUGAAAGGUUCCCAUCUCCUUGGAGAGAUAGAAGCGUUGAGGAGAACCUGACUGAAUUCAGAAAAAUGAGAGAUGGCUUUUAUAAGCCAGGUGAGGCCACACUUAGAAUGAAGCAAGAUAUUAAUUCUCCAUCACCUCAAAUGUGGGACUUGGUCGCCUACAGAGUUUUGAAUGCACAUCAUGCAAGAACAGGUGAUAAAUGGAAAAUCUACCCAACUUAUGAUUUCACUCACUGUUUGGUUGAUAGUUUUGAAAACAUCACACACUCUCUAUGUACCACUGAGUUCUAUUUAAGUAGAGAAAGUUAUGAAUGGUUAUGUGAUGUCUUGCAUGUUUAUAGACCCGCACAAAGAGAAUAUGGUAGGUUGAACAUUACCGGUACCAUAAUGUCUAAGAGAAAGAUUGCCAAAUUAGUCAACGAAAAGUAUGUUAGAGGUUGGAAUGAUCCAAGGUUAUACACCUUGGAAUCCCUAAGAAGAAGAGGUGUCCCACCAGGUGCGAUCUUGAGCUUCAUCAAUACCUUAGGUGUUACUACUUCUACUACAAAUAUUCAAGUGACUAGAUUUGAUAGUGCAGUUAGACAAUUCUUAGACCACACUACUCCAAGAUUGAUGAUGGUUGAGAACCCAUUAAAGGUUGUCUUUGAUAAUCUACCAGAUGAUUAUGAGGAAUUAGUCGAUAUGCCGUACAAACCAGGCAAUGACGCAUUUGGUUCUAGAAAGAUCCCAUUCACCAAGACCGUUUACAUUGACCACUCUGAUUACAGAGACGAGCCAACCAAGGGUUAUUUCAGAUUGGCACCUGAGCAAUCUGUUGGUUUGAUGCGUGUCCCAUUCAACAUUAAGGUAAAGUCUGUUGAACGUGACGCUGAAGGUAAGCCAAUUUUAAUCCACGCUGAAUAUUUGAAUGAUCCAUCAACACAUAAGAAGCCAAAGGCAUACAUUCAAUGGAUUCCUGAAUCUGCCAAAUAUAACUCCCCAGUUAAUAUAUCUGAAGUGCGUAUCUACAACCAGUUGUUCAACUCAGAAAAUCCAUCUGCUCAUCCAGACGGAUUCCUUGCUGACAUAAACAAGAAUUCCGAAGAAGUCGUCAAGGGUGCAAUGAUUGAACCUGCUAUUCUCGAGGUGAAGGCCAAGUCACCAUUGAACAUGCCAUUUACAGAUGAACAGUUCAAUAUCAAGGAAGAAGCAGGAAAUGAGACUGUCAGAUUCCAAGCAUUAAGAGUAGGCUAUUUCUGCCUUGAUUCCGAUUCCACUGACAACAAUUUGGUUCUGAACAGAAUCGUUACAUUAAAGGAAGACUCAGAAAAAGAUUGA